GCUUUUCACGUACACGACUUACUGAAAGGGAAAAACAUUUCAUCAGAACGAGGAAACGUGUUCUGUAAGAAAACUAUCAGCCGGUCUGGCCACCUAAGACCGAGGUGCCAAUGCACCCUCCCGUAAGACACGCGCGGAAGUUUUCUUGGUCGCUCUGCGGCUUUUCCUCUCCUUCUCCUUCCUUCCUUCCGCCCUCCCUCUCCCUGUUUCUCUCUUUCUUUCAUUUCCCCGGCCUGUCUCUCUCACACUGGGCUGUGCUCCUUCCUUCCCCUGCCUCACUUUUCUCCUCCAGUUUUGCUUCCUGCAGCUCCAUCCAUAAUGAAUGCGCGGUGACAUCAGCAGAGCUUGGCGAGGGCGUCCUAAUCUGAUUGUGCGGGGAGCCUCCAGUGCCGCAGCGGCGCGCAAAGCAGAGCGGAGCUCAGCUCACUGUGCGUCGGACGUCGCUUCUCUCGCAGUGCCUGCAUGACUGUCACAAAGAUGUCAUGGCGCCCUCAGUACCGGUGCUCCAAGUUUCGAAAUGUCUAUGGCAAGGUAGCUAACAGAGAGCACUGCUUUGAUGGAAUUCCCAUUACCAGGAAUGUUCAUGACAACCAUUUCUGCGCAGUCAAUGCCAAGUACCUUGCCAUAGUAACAGAGAGCUCCGGCGGUGGCUCGUUUCUUGUCAUCCCACUGGAACAAACAGGAAGGGUUGAUCCCCACUUUCCAAAGGUCUGUGGUCAUCAAGGCAAUGUCCUGGAUAUCAAGUGGAAUCCAUUCAUCGAUAACAUCAUAGCUUCAUGUUCCGAGGACACCUCUGUAAGAAUCUGGGAGAUUCCCGAGGGUGGACUAAAGCGAAACAUGACAGAAGCAGUCCUGGAACUAUAUGCACACAGCCGGCGUGUUGGCAUUAUAGAGUGGCAUCCCACCACUAACAACAUUCUGUUCAGUGCUGGAUAUGACUACAAGAUCAUCAUAUGGAACCUGGACAUUGGUGAACCAGUCAAAAUGAUCGAUUGUCACUCUGAUGUCAUCCUCUGCAUGUCAUUUAACACAGACGGCAGCCUCCUAACCACUACUUGCAAAGACAGGAAGCUGCGGGUUAUUGAGCCAAGGUCUGGUCAAGUGCUGCAGGAGGCAAGCUGUAAAAACCACAAGGUAAACAGAGUGGUGUUUUUGGGGAACGUGAAGAGACUGUUGACCACUGGUGUAUCUCGAUGGAAUACAAGGCAGAUAGCCCUCUGGGACCAGGAGGACCUCUCCAUGCCAUUAAUUGAGGAAGAGAUUGAUGGACUCUCUGGACUGCUCUUUCCCUUCUAUGAUCCAGACACCCACAUGCUGUACCUGGCUGGCAAGGGCGAUGGAAACAUCCGAUACUAUGAAAUCAGUAAUGAGAAGCCGUACCUGCAGUACCUAAUGGAGUUCCGCUCACCUGCCCCCCAAAAGGGACUGGGAGUCAUGCCAAAGCAUGGAUUAGAUGUUUCUGCCUGUGAAGUGUUUCGCUUUUACAAGCUGGUUACCCUGAAAGGGGUAAUUGAGCCCAUUUCUAUGAUUGUGCCUCGGCGGUCAGAAACUUACCAAGAAGACAUCUACCCAAUGACGGCAGGAAACGAGCCAGCGCUCACAGCAACUGAGUGGCUGAGUGGCAUGAACAGGGAUCCCAUCCUCAUAUCCUUGAAGGAGGGGUAUAAAGCGCCAUCAACACUUGUGUUUAAAGCGCCAGUUAAAGAGAAGAAGGGUGUUGUGGUUAAUGGAAUUGAUCUCCUAGAAAAUGUGCCUCCUAGAACUGAGAAUGAGCUGCUCCGCAUGUUUUUCCGACAGCAGGAUGAGCUGCGCAGACUCAAAGAUGAACUUGCACAAAAGGACAUUAAAAUCCGGCAGCUGGAGCUUGAGCUGAGAAACCUGAGGAACUUGCCUAAAAAUGUGUGACUCGCCUUCCUGUGGGUCCUGCUUCCAUCCAGUAACUUCUCUUGUAUGAAAACAUUUUAUUUACAAGGAUGGAAGGCUCCUGCUUUCAACCUUGUGCUACUCUACACAAAACAGUGCAGUGCCCAUGCAAGCCAGGACCCUCACAGUACUGCCAAAGGACAAAUGCAGCUAUUCUCCCAGCUCCCCACUCAGGGAUGGAGCCCCUGGUUGCUGACAGGGUGGCCAUCAUGGCAGUGCUCCACCUUGCCCUGUCAGGUACACAUCAUGCUGUCCUGACAGCCUGUGUCUGCGUGAAAAGGCACAUCAAAACACUGGGGGCGUGAAGCCAGAAGCUACUCUGUUACUGCAGUGAGUUUGAGUGUACAGUAUGUAAGUAUGUAUGUGUGUGUGGGCAAGUAUGCAAGCAUGUGUGCCUGUGUCACCGCCACUCAAAUAAGGCUGGGCACACUAUGAUAUCUGAAGUCGGAGAAGCCCCCACCGUUGGUGAAAUCCUUUAGCCCUUUCCUCCUAAGCAUUGUGACACAAUUGAUAUCAUCAUAAGUCACUUUGCGCAGCAGUAGGUAAGAGUACCCGGGCACCAGUAACACUGUGCAGCAAUCAUGAUGUGGCACUUUCAGUCUGGAAGGGGUUGUGAUAUAUUUGACACAUUGGUUAAUGGCAAUCGAUGACUUGCAUAUUACAUUUUAUUACGUUUACUCAUGAUGUUAAGAUUCCAUCCAGUCAUAAAAAGUGUGAUAAUGAAGUCAGGGUGAAAUUGUUGAGUGUCUGCUCAGUCUUGACGGCAUCCACUACAGGACACACUUUUUACUGUUGGUUAUGCCUGGUAGAUUGUGGGGUGUUGGACAGGUGGAUGGUAAAUAACCAAGUUCAGAAUGGUAUUUGAUUAUGGAACCAAUAACAACAUUAUGGGCAACUCUGAGAAAAGCUCAAACAGGUUGAAAUCUGUACAGAAGCAAAUGCAAAUAAAAAUAUGGCAAAGCAAA
This is a messenger RNA of Polypterus senegalus (gray bichir), 2888 nucleotides long. It is a transcript of the gene coro2bb, whose product is annotated as coronin, actin binding protein, 2Bb. The record is from RefSeq and is a predicted model, not a curated record. Gene Ontology annotation, molecular function: actin filament binding. The transcript has 12 exons. Lineage: Eukaryota; Metazoa; Chordata; Cladistia; Polypteriformes; Polypteridae. The coding region runs from base 463 to 1905 and encodes 480 amino acids. Gene Ontology annotation, biological process: actin filament organization.